AUGGCCUACUACUACGGCCUGGGCGCCGUCGCGUCGUCCCUCCUCGUCGUGGGAGCCUAUAUGCUCUUCACCGGCAGCGGCGAGGCCUUCAACGUCGGCGCCUUCCUCGAAUCCGUCUCGCCCUACGCAUGGGCCGACUUGGGCAUCGCCCUGUGCAUCGGCCUGUCCGUCGUCGGCGCCGCGUGGGGCAUCUUCAUCACCGGGUCCUCCAUCCUCGGCGCGGGCGUCAAGGCCCCCCGCAUCCGCACAAAGAACUUGAUCUCCAUCAUCUUCUGCGAAGUCGUCGCCAUCUACGGCGUCAUCAUGGCCAUCGUCUUCUCCGCCAAGGUGGACAGGACAGGCGUGGCCCAGAUGUCCUCGCCCGCCGCCUACUACACCGGCUUCGCGCUGUUCUGGUCCGGCCUGACCGUCGGCUUCUGCAACCUGGUCUGCGGUGUGGCCGUCGGCAUCAACGGAUCCGGUGCUGCUCUGGCUGACGCUGCUGACCCGUCGCUCUUCGUCAAGAUUCUCGUCAUUGAAAUCUUUAGCUCCGUCUUGGGUCUGUUUGGUCUCAUUAUCGGGCUGCUGGUUUCCAGCAAGGCGCCGGACUUUGGGUCGACGACCUAG
Molecule: messenger RNA, 606 nt
Organism: Ustilaginoidea virens
Lineage: Eukaryota; Fungi; Ascomycota; Sordariomycetes; Hypocreales; Clavicipitaceae
Exons: 4
Coding region: 1-606 (201 amino acids)
Biological process (GO): proton transmembrane transport
Cellular component (GO): proton-transporting V-type ATPase, V0 domain
Molecular function (GO): proton-transporting ATPase activity, rotational mechanism
Source: RefSeq, a predicted model, not a curated record